CCUGAUGCAGCCGUCGCGAGCUAAACAAACAUGGCUCUGCUACAUUAUGAGACAUCGGAGCUUAAUGAUACGUAGGCAAAUGAAAAGGGAAAUAUGCGACCAUUAAUAAGAGACGCGCCAAACACAAAGCUGUAGAUGGAGAGCUGAUGUAUUAUUCGGUUGGUUAGCUCAGUGUAGCCGUUUGUGACCGUGUUUACACAUUGCUAGCUAGCUAACCAGUUGGCUAAUGCAAGCUAGCAAAAAUGGACCUUGGAACAAUGUUGUACAACAAUUUAAAAGAUGUUACAUGGAGCACGACGUCUUUACCAUUAGAUCAACUUGUCAGUGCUUAUAGGUUGCCUCAAAUUGCCAGGCUGGAUAACGGUCAGCUGGUUGAAGGGCUCAGAGACAAUGACUACCUCUUGAUUCAUUCCUGCCGUCAGUGGACAACAAUUACUGCUCACAGUCUGGAGGAGGGACAUUAUGUCAUUGGGCCAAAAAUAGAGAUCCCAGUUCACUAUGAAGGUCAGUUUAAGCUCCUGGAGCAGGACAGAGAUGUCAAGGAGCCUGUGCAGUACUUCAACAGCGUGGAAGAGGUGGCCAAAGCAUUCCCUGAAAGAGUCUAUGUCAUGGAAGAAAUCACUUUCAAUGUUAAGAUGGCUUCAGGGGAAUGUAAUGAAGAUACCGAAGUUUACAACAUUACAUUAAACACCGGUGAUGAACUGACAUUAAUGGGCCAAGCUGAGAUCCUCUAUGCCAAGACCUCCAAAGAAAAAUCAAGAUUCAACACAAUUUUUAAGAAGAUUGGGAAGCUAAACUCCAUCAGCAAGAUCGGCCGAGGCAAGAUGCCAUGCUUGAUCUGCAUGAACCAUCGCACCAAUGAGAGCAUUAGCCUGCCUUUCCAGUGCAAAGGCAGGUUCAGCACUUGUAGUCCACUGGAGCUUCAGAUGCAGGACGGCGAGCACAACAUCAGGAACAUUGUGGAGAAAACCCGACUCCCUGUCAAUGUCACUGUACCCAGCAGUCCCCCCCGCAACCAGCAUGACCUCCACCUCAUCCGUGAGGGUCAUCGCUACAAACUGGUCAACAUUCAAACGAAGACAGUGGUUGUGUGCUGCAUUCUGCGAAGCAACAAAAUUAUCCCCAUCCACUUCCCCUUUCAUAUGGCCAUGCCUAGAUUUAUUAUUCCAGAAGAGCUGCUCCAAGGAGAAUUGUGGCUAGACACUAUGGUACAUCGUUGGUUCUCCUUCUGCCAGGACCAGUUCGACAUAGAUGACUAUUCUCGUGCUGUCCGGGACGUGCGGACAGACUGGAACGACGAUGGUAAGAGCCCUAAGAAAAGCAGUGGGAAUGGCAGUUGCGGUGGAAGCAGCGGAGGCAGCAGCUCCAACGGUUGUCCCAACCACAUGCAGAUUCCCAGCUCUUUAACUUACGCCCGGGAUGAACUCACCCAGUCCUUCCACCGACUAUCUGUGUGUGUGUACGGCAGCAACCUGCACGGCAACAGUGAGGUCAAUUUGCAGGGCUGUAUGACACUAUGUGGAGAUUGGGCUCUUCUGCCCUCUGAUUGCAUCCCUUCAGACUCAGGAGAAAAUGAACACUUUUACCCUGAACUGAUGGAGAGCACAAACCAACAGUCAUCCCUCAACAAGUUGGACGUUCCCUAUGAGGAGCUGUGGUUGGAUCACUUGAGAAGUCAGAUCCCAAAACCUUCUGUAAGUGAGGGAAUUCGAGGCAUCAACAAUGGCUGUGGUACAACAACAGCCCUGUCAUACCCAGUCACUUGUCCUCUUGGUGCAACACCCAGCUCAGAUGUGUCUCUUACUCCACCACCAGUUCCACCCAAGUCUGAAGCUGUGAAGGAAGAAUGCCGUCUUUUGAAUGCUCCACCAAUCCCUCCACGAAGUUUGAAACAGAUGCCAUCAGUGCCCAUCCUGUCCAAGCCACGGCAGCAAGAGACUCGGUCUCCAAGUCCGACCCUCUCCUAUUAUUCUUCUGGUCUCCACAACAUUAGUGGAGCAUCUGAGCAAGAGGCAGCCGAUCCACAAGAGCAAAGCCACGUGUGCUACCCCUGUAACUGGGGUAAAUCCAACAGCACUGAGCCAAAUGCUUCAUUGCCCAGUGGUAACCUGCCAUCAGACGGGAUGUCCUCCAGGUUGUCUUGGCCAAAUAACUUCAGCGGAGGAGAAUCGCACAGCAUGGAUGAAUUUCUACCAGCCAGCUGUCGAAGUUACUACAGUUACCCCAGAAAAAGAUCCCAGAGCACCCAAAAAACCUGCACAUCCAGUCUUGUUGACUUCGAUAGCCGAGAGCAUGCAUGCAGCAGUAAGGACUUCAGGUUGGAGAAAGCUUCUCUGAAUCAGUUCUGCACCAAAUCUUCAAGUUACAAUUCAGAAAUGUACAGAGACAAGCCAAUAGAAGAAUCUAACACUAAGCAGAGCCUCUCUUGCCCCAUCUUACCACCGCGAACACCAAAAUCAAAUGCCACAAAGAAGUGCACAGAUUUACUGUCAGGAUCAGUCUGUGACAGUGAGCAGGAAACUUUGAAUUGCUCACUUACUUCACACGAGCAGGGCACAAAAGAAAUAUUUUCCAUCUCAAACUCAUUAACUCCUGACUGUGCAGCGGUUUCUGCCACUGCACAGUGGCAGCCCCCGUCCAGUCUGGCUGGUCUCUCUAUUGAGGAAGUGUCCAAAUCUCUAAGGUUUAUUGGCCUGCCAGAUGACAUUGUUUCUCUUUUUGUGUCUGAGAAGAUCGAUGGGAAUUUACUCCUGCAGCUCACCGAGGAGAUUUUGUCAGAGGACUUCAAGCUAAGCAAACUGCAGGUAAAGAAACUCAUGCAGUUCAUAAACGGAUGGAGACCCAAGAUAUAAGUAACAGUAUAUGACACUAAAUCCUGUUAUAAAGCAGAGAUUCAUGCCUUCAGUAUAUAUGCUAUGCACACCAAGCCACAAAGAGUUUCUUUUUGUAUCAUAUGAAUUUCUUUCUUUGUUACUAUAUUGUGGGGAAGAUAGUAGGGGAAUGUUUCCCAGGACAUUUUAAGUCUGUGACUGCUAUUUACUAACAGAUUGGCAUCAUUUGGCACUUUCACGAAGACAUUUUCAUGUCAGCUAUUUAGUACUUUUCCACCCACAGCCUACUAGUGUUCAUGCCGUUACACAAAUCCUAAUUCAAGCCAACAAAUGUAAAGGAAAAACACUGAUGAGGUAAAAUGUAACGAAAAGAUUUGCUUAACGAGGACAAUGCAUUAUUCUGAUUCUGCUAUUUCCAGGAUUUUUAAAAGAGCACAAAAAACAGAGGAUGUACUACGGUAUAUGUUUGGAUGUUCGGAUUUUGUAGUGGAUGCACAAUUAGAAAUUUGGCUGAAUUCGGUAACCAAAAAACUCUUGCAUCCCAAGCUUGAAAUCACAGUUAUGCUGUUUGUCAAAUACAAUGUGCGCACUGUUUUCACAAGCUCUGGGAAGUGAUAGAGUGAUAGAGAAUGUUUUUACAAGUGCAUUUCCUAACAUGAAUCAGAAUAGUUUAUUUAAUUCUUUACUGUCAAAUGAAGUCAAGACCUGCCUUCUGCUGACAGAUACCAAGAAAAAGUUGUGUUCUUUUAAAAAUUUGUCCCUUCGAGCUCUUCUUAAGCUGUAAGCUUGGUCUGCAUCAGUGAAAAUUCACUACUUUUUCAAAUGACAAGAAAUAGUCAAUGAUGAAAACCUCAUCUUUUAACCUGUGGUAUCAUACUGAUGUGCAAGACUGUCCUCCCCCUAAAACUACCCCAUAUGUCGUUUGUACAAGAAGCUUAUUACGACCCAUGUUUAUGUUUAUUGUUAAGUGACCUCGAGUGGCCAUAUUAUGAUGGGAGCAAAGAAAUAAGCGGGCGACAUAAUUUAUAGAGUGACGAAGUCUGUGUAGGGAGGACGUCAGGGUGGAUCAAAACAAAGGACUUUUGCUGUUUUCUGAAUCACACACUUUUUCUUUUUACUUAAAAUUUCAUGCUAUGGACUGUGAUGGAUAUAUAAGCAAGAGGGUCAAAGUUCAAGGUGUAGUGUUAUGAUUAAGUAUUAUGUACCAAUUGUAUGCACACUCCAUGCAACAGUAUAGGGCUGCCCCCUGAAAGUCGGAGAUUCAAAUCAUCAGUCGGAGAUCCCUCAGUUGAUUGAGAUUGCUAAACGUAUUGCAUGAAUGUCAGCUACACUGAAUGUCUCGCUGAACCCGUCCAAACUUGAAAACUUUAUAUCGAAAAAGGAACGAAUACUCAAAUAUUUGUUUUGAGCAGCAAAAUCUGAUUCAACUGACAUAAUUCUGAGUCGAGCACAGCCCUACAGCAGUGUUCACUCUGUAAGGGCAGCUGCAUUACAUACUGACAGUACAAAGAAAAAGUGUGCAAUUCAAAACGCAGCCGUAGACCCAGAGACCACUGUUAGUGCCCCAUGUGAAACCCAAAGAAAGUGUUGUUAUUUCCAGUCAAUGUUUGAAUUACUUAAGCCACAUACUUAACUUAACCCAAAUUACGAUCUGCAAACAUAAGGGGUGCUAAUUUAGAAAGCGCUCCUGCGAGUCAUUUUAGGGACCCUACACAUGCUGUGUCUUUAAUCGCUUGGAAAAUCAGGAGGUCGGGUGCUGGGCGCUAAUCCUGUGUUUACUCUUUGCCAACUUUCAAAGGCGCGGAGGCAGGUUGUGUAUGAGGUUGCUAAGCGACCAUUACCAGCACUUUAUCAUAGCCUACUUACCAGAAAUCCUGAGUGCAGAGCUGAUCUUCUUCCAGGCGCUGUUUUGUAAGUGUGUAUUGGGCCAGAAAUAUUGUCAGUUGGACAGAGGUGAAUCUCUGGUAGCCCUGCACUACCAUGAUCAACUUCUCCAUAUUUAUCACAGACAAGGGAAAAAUAUCUGCCAGCUGUGAUUGCUUGGUCCUCAUCACAUAACAUGCGGUGCGUACUGCUGUGUUCCAAAAGUUGAACAGUGUUCAUCUCAGGGCACAGCCCUAAAAAAUAGGCACUGGGGCCACUUUGGCGUCGCUCUGGCGUUUAGGUGUGCCUGCCACAUGUCUUCAUCGGAAACAAUGAAUUUGAGUCUGCAAAAAACACGGCAUGUGUACGGCCCCUUUGGAGGUUAGGAACAAACAACCUCUGUGGUCGUAUGGUUUGGAGGACUUGUUGGGAUGGACAGUUCCUUAGAAAAUGAAUUGGAAAAGUGAGACAAGGGACAUGAUGUGAUUUGAUUUUACAGCUCUAAAUAGAUAAAUUCUAAAAUCCUUUAAGUUUCAGAGUCUGGUAAGUUGGAUAAAACCAAAAACACCAGCUUUCAGUGUAAUGAAGAAGUAGCAGUCUACACAUCAGUCUGACAUCAGGUUUUAGAGUGUUGGUUUCCUGUCCAGUUUAAGAAGAUAAAGUGUUGCAUGCAUUCAAACCAACUGCGCUUUGUUGUCCAAUCAGAAAUUGCAUCUGAAUUUCUUGGUGUGAUAUUCUACUUUAUGGAACUAUGCUAGUAAGAGUGAGCCAAAUGAAUGAUUGUGAUAGUCUUUCUCAGAUUUGUCAAGUUUUCCUUAUUUCUGUUUGAUGCAUUUUUAAUCUGAAUUCAAGUGUAACGCUACUACUUGCUUUAACUUAAAUAUCUAUGCUAAAAAAAAUAACUUAAGGUCAUUUAUGGCAGAGAAAGACUGAGUGAUGUCCUUACUCUAAAACUAACAUGAAAAUAACCAACAGAGCUAAUGGAUCACGACACAUAAAAUACGAAUUAAGCAUCAUGCACUUUGGUAGAUUUCAGCCUAAUUAAUUGCAGUUAAGGUCGUUAAAUAUAAACCUAUAAAAGAAGAGUGUCUAUGUAGAGAGUGAAUGCACUACAUGCUUUUUCAAAACUAAAACGGUACUUCUCCUUUGUUCUCAUUGUAUGUAUUAUAAGUGUCCUAACGCUAGAAACAAGAAGAAGAUAGCUUUUCUGCGCCUUAACCCAGAGACCUUAAAGUAUAUAAUAUUUCACUUUGGCUUACCAUUUUCAUUAAGUCACUCUUUUCUCUUGAGAAUAUACUCUAACAUAAAUGUCUCAACAUGAACAUCAGGGAAUAAUGCCAUGUGUGUAAUUUCCCUUGAAACUGAAAAUGAUCUGCUAAAAUGAAAUAUUGGUUUCUAUUGGUACCAAACUCUAUAGCCUUGAAUCAGAGUUGACUUAUUUAUGCAGUAUUUAACAUAAUACAAAUUAUGCAGGACAGUUAUUGUCAGACUGUUGGUUUGGCUGAUGUAUAAAGGUGCCUCAGCCUUUCUGCAGCCCCAGGUCUGAUCUGUUGGCCAACAGCUGUUGUUUUUUCCCCCCUGACACUUUUUGCAGUGGGUUGUUACAUAUUUUACUUGAUAUUUUAAUUUUGUAUGUAAGUGCAAAUUUAAUGUGAUUUUUUUUAAAGAUUACUAAUGUUGAAAUUAUUUUUAUUGAGAAAAAAAAGCUUAUGUUCAAAACAUUGUUAAUACUUUUUUUUUUUAAAUUCUGUACAACUUCUGUUCUGUAAGUCAUGAAUUAAAAUAACACUUGGUCACGAGGAGAGAAAAAAACUGCAAGCCUCAGUCACACUACAUGGAUGGUGACCAAAAAAAUAAUGUUAAUAAGCCAUAUGUUCAGGUAAUUUUCCAGAUUUAAUUGUAACUUUGUCACAGUAUCCACAUGUCUUUGGCGUGUGUCCCUUGACGCUGUUAUUUUAUGUUGGUUAAUGUCCUAUGCAACAGCCAUGGUGAUCCAAAGAGACCAUGGGAAGGAACAACUAAACAACUGAGUGACAAUAAAAAGCAAUGUGUUAUGCAUAGUGAAAUGACCACAGUGUUAAUUUCAGGGGAAUGAAAAUCAUGCAUGCCAAAUAAAUUCUUCUCAGUCAGUCAUUUUACUUGAAUAAUCCUGAUGUGAACUGUGGAUAAGUGACCCAGUCCCAUUAAUACACUGUCAUCAAGCAGCUAAUACUGAAGGGUAUUCCAUCUUGAUAAUGCUUAUCAACUCUGGACCAAGGCCGUCAUGAAUUACCACCAUCAUUGUGCAAAAAAAGAAGAGGAAAUGACUGUGACACUGGGUUUGAUUUCACUUGCAACAGUAUUGGUCAUCAUUGCUGAUAUUUUCAGUUAUGGAUGGUUAUCUUUCAGUUGAACUUUUUACCUAUAUUGAUUGUAUCAUCUAUUAAAAAUGGAUUAACUAA
Epinephelus lanceolatus (giant grouper) is the source of this 7135-nucleotide messenger RNA. RefSeq names its product GRB2 associated, regulator of MAPK1 (gene garem1). Gene Ontology annotation, molecular function: proline-rich region binding. NCBI's taxonomy places the organism in Eukaryota, Metazoa, Chordata, Actinopteri, Perciformes, Serranidae. Gene Ontology annotation, biological process: epidermal growth factor receptor signaling pathway; cellular response to epidermal growth factor stimulus. The record is from RefSeq and is a predicted model, not a curated record.